This is a messenger RNA of Stylophora pistillata, 1315 nucleotides long. RefSeq names its product serine/threonine-protein phosphatase PP1-beta catalytic subunit. Gene Ontology annotation, molecular function: protein serine/threonine phosphatase activity. Gene Ontology annotation, cellular component: cytoplasm; nucleus. NCBI's taxonomy places the organism in Eukaryota, Metazoa, Cnidaria, Anthozoa, Scleractinia, Pocilloporidae. The record is from RefSeq and is a predicted model, not a curated record.
CGUCAGGAGCUUAGUUUCUUUCGGUGCUUGUCCCUUCAUGGACUUGUAAACAUGGCUACCAUCCGUGAACAAGGUUACACCUCUGAAGUAGUUAGUUUACCAGAGACUUCUUCGUGUUUGUAGGUUUUCACUAGCAAUGUAGCCUUCUGCAAUGACAGACCUUUCCAUAAAAUUUGGACUCGAUGUCGAUAAGGCAAUAAAUCAACUUCUUGACUACAAGAACUCCCCGACUAAGCAGGUUCAGCUUCCUGAGGGAACAAUCCGAUUAUUAUGCCAGGUUUCCAGAGAAGUUUUCAUGCAAGAGGGUGUGCUUUUAGAGCUAGGUGCACCAGUUAAUAUUUUUGGUGAUAUCCAUGGACAGUAUGAUGAUCUUUUGAGGCAUUUCGACAAUCUAGGUUAUCCUCCAGACAUUGCCUGCUUAUUUAUGGGAGACUAUGUAGACAGGGGAAAGAAGUCCUUAGAAACAAUUUGUUUACUACUGGCUUACAAAAUCAAGUAUCCCGAUAAAAUGUACCUGCUGAGAGGAAACCAUGAGUCUGCUUCCAUUAACAGAAUCUAUGGCUUUUAUGAUGAAUGUAAAAGAAGAUACAACAUAAAACUCUGGAAAACAUUUACAGACUGCUUCAACUGUCUACCAGUUGCUGCAGUUGUGGAGAGCACCAUUUUUUGUUCUCAUGGAGGGCUUUCUCCAGAUUUACAUGACUUUGAUCAGCUGCGCUCUCUGGAGCGGCCCAUGGAUGUUCCUGACAAAGGACUUGUUUGUGAUCUACUUUGGUCUGACCCAGAUGAGGACAUAACUGGUUGGGGCGAAAAUGACCGCGGUGUAUCGUGGACAUUUGGCGGUGAUGUUGUCCGAUCAUUUCUUAAGAAGCACGACUUGAGCUUAGUAGCGCGUGCUCAUCAGGUUGUUGAAGAAGGUUACAGAUUUUUCGAGAAGAGGAAGCUCGUUACUCUGUUCAGCGCUCCAAAUUACUGUGGUGAGUUUGACAAUGCUGGUGGCGUCCUCAUAGUCAGCAAGAACCUAAUGUGUUCUCUAAGUAUUCUCCAGCCCGACAGCUUAACGAUUAACAUCAAAGACAAGAAGAGUGGGCACCUUAAUCGUUCUUCCAAUCAGAUUCAAGUCCAAUAGUUCUCGUUAUUUGGUUAUUUAAGCACAGUUGAUGGCAAGCAUAUUAAUGGAAGAAACUUUUUGGAUUGAGAACGCUUGCUUUUUUAUUUAUAGUCUUUUUUAAUGUUAUUUAUUGAGGUAACCAUCAGAAAGUUAUAAAAACAUGUAUUUGUAGAUCAAAUAAAGCUUUUCAUAACAUUUUUUAUA